GUUUGAAAGUGAAGGAGGUCAUUGAAAAAACCGAUCAUGCCUCUACCUGCGAUAAAACUAAUGUCACUUGUUGUGAAACAGCUGAUAGGGAAACCAAUUGCUAACCGCGUGAAGGAAGCAGCUAAGAACUCACCUCGAUUUAAAAACUCCGUGGUUUUGCCUUUAGCUCAAUUUUAUACAAGAACAACAGUCCAGAUAAAAAGUCGAAUGCUGGGUAUCGGGAAAGUGGAGUCAGUAGAACCUAUCAGUAUAGAGCGGGCUGUUGACCUGAUGGGGGACUUCGCUGGCGAAGUUACUAUAGUGGUCAUUGCUAUUUCACUUGUCUUUCUUGAAAUGCAUAGACAAAACCAAAAAGUGGAGUCAACAUAUGACGCCUACAAUGAUACCAUUGAGUCUCUGAAAGACAGAGUGGAACAGUUGGAACUGGUUGUGAAAAACCAAACUCUUCAAACAGAAAAAAUGGAAGAAGUAGUUAAAAAUUUAAAUCAGACAGUAUUUUACUCCCAACAUGGAAUAACGAGUAAAAUUCUGAAUACAACUGAGGAACAGAAAGCUGCUGAAAACAAAAAAUCUAAGUCAUAAUGAUUGGAUAAAUAAUGGGAAUGGACAGGUGUGAAAGGCUGAUUGGAUAAAUCAUCAGAAUGAACAGGUGUGAAAUGCUGAUGGACGUUGUGACUAAGUGUGAAUCUCUGUGAUAAUGGAUUUUAUACCAAAAAUAUGUUAUUUGAUCAUGUCAAACCUGUGUGUUCUGAUCAUAUCAAUGUAAGAGACUCCUAAUAAUAAAUGUCUUAUAGAUUGAUGGUUGGCCUGAACUGAUCAAGGAUCAUGGAUAUUCACAAAUUUUUGAUAAUAAUGGAUUUAAAUCACAGUGCAAUGUGCAGGGUAGAACAAUGUGGUGUCAUUCAAAGUUACACAACUUACAUGUAUAUAUAUAUUCUUUAGAUAUAUCCGUGAGUUCGAGGCCCGGUCAGGGCACGAGUCAAACAGUUGUCUUCCUUCGUCAUCUGUGUUACUAUGUUAUAUAUUCAUUAGAUAGAUAUAUAUCCGGAUAUUAGAUAUAUAUUGGGAUAUUAGAUAUAUCGGGAUAUUAGAUAUACAUUGUGAUAAUGGAUAUAUAUCAUGAUAUUAGAUAUAUAUAUCGGGAUAUUAGAUAUAUAUUGUGAUAUUAGAUAUAUAUCAGGAUAUUAGAUAUAUAUCGGGAUAUUGCUUCUGACUUUCAUGUCGUUCAUAUUCUAUAGCAUGGUAUGUUGCAAAUUGACACCAUCAUUGAGGAUUUGAAGUUUAAUUUGAAUGACAGGGACACAUAAUACUUGGUAACAUUUCCAAUUUCUAUUCUACUUGGUAGAGUGUUUUAUGGCACAAUUACUUGACGUGAGCUUGUAAAUUACGAAACUUUGUCCAUAUUUGACAGAAUUAUGGCCCUUUCAAUGCUACUGAAAUUCUUUGCACACAAUAACUUUCUACUUAGACCAUGUUCAUUAGAACACAUUAUUGUAUAGCUAACUCACACAAGCCUAUUGUCUCAAACUAUAUUGAAAAUUAUGAUUUGGAAGCCAUAAUUAGCAGAGUUAUGCCCCCUUUUCACUUUCAAUGAAAAACAAAACAUAAUACAUACCUGUACCUGUACUUAAAAUUAAUCUUAAUUUCUUCUUAAAGUAUGGUGUGAUAAGUAAGUAAGAGCUGAUAUAUACUACAAAACUUCAAUCACAACCUGAUCUUUAUUAAAAGAUGUUUUGUUUGAUUGUUAUAAAUCAAUCUUGUUGCCACUUGGUUUAUUGACUUGAGGCAAUAUUUUUAGUUUGAUUAAUGAUUCAUUUUAAUUAAAUAUCUACUAGAGACAAAGUGUAAUCAUCUACGUUACAUUUCACAUGCUUAGUUGGUAGAGGGCGUGUUGGUUUGCUGAGAUUUAUCAGCCCAUGAAUAGCCUGGCUCAAUUCGAGGUUGGCUCUCAUAUGGAAGGUCAAUUGAAUGCCAUCCUCAGUAAUUUGAGCAGUGUAUUGUCCAAGGACACAACAGGACAGGAUUCAUAUUUGACAUGUGUGAGAUGGCAGUGAUAUGAUGAUUUGUAUGUGGCUAUUUAUUUAGAGUGGCAGCAUUUUCUUUGAUCACAUCUUAUUAGACUACGGGGUAGUUUGAUAUCUUUGUGUAUAUGGAAUGAACAGGAAAUUCCAGAAUUGUAUCACAUCUCCAAUGUAAACACUUUUUUUGUGUUUGACCAUGAAAAGAUCCUGAGAGAGGGUAUCAUGUGUUCAGAAUUUUAUGAAUUCUCAUUUUGAGAACUUCACCUUUAAUCGUAAUAGUCUUUGUUAUUGUGAUAUUGUUGCUUUUGAUUGUAUUUUUUUUUUUAUUCAUAGACUGCAUUUAUGGAAAUAAAAAACUAAAGAAUGCUU
Pecten maximus is the source of this 2390-nucleotide messenger RNA. Its product is annotated as optic atrophy 3 protein homolog. The coding region runs from base 37 to 582 and encodes 181 amino acids. The transcript has 2 exons. Gene Ontology annotation, cellular component: mitochondrion. The record is from RefSeq and is a predicted model, not a curated record. Gene Ontology annotation, biological process: regulation of lipid metabolic process. NCBI's taxonomy places the organism in Eukaryota, Metazoa, Mollusca, Bivalvia, Pectinida, Pectinidae.